This is a messenger RNA of Rana temporaria (common frog), 2727 nucleotides long. Its product is annotated as pendrin-like. Gene Ontology annotation, molecular function: oxalate transmembrane transporter activity; chloride transmembrane transporter activity; bicarbonate transmembrane transporter activity. The coding region runs from base 1 to 2529 and encodes 842 amino acids. The record is from RefSeq and is a predicted model, not a curated record. NCBI's taxonomy places the organism in Eukaryota, Metazoa, Chordata, Amphibia, Anura, Ranidae. The transcript has 21 exons. Gene Ontology annotation, biological process: transmembrane transport. Gene Ontology annotation, cellular component: membrane.
AUGAAAUCUCUGAGGAUCAGUAUGCAUGUGUCAGCUGGCAGGUUCAUUCUCACUCCAACUGGUUUUACCCAAAUCACAGCUUCCCCCGAGCUACAGAGUCUAUAUAUUCACUUUGCUAUACAUUGCUGUGCCAGAUUCCAUCUUUUAUUGCUGGAAGGGGACGACAACCUGCAGAUAACAGAAAAGAUGGAUGUGCCUAUUCUCGCAUAUGAUGAGUAUCUUGUAUCUCGACCAAUUUACUCCGAACUCAACUUCCAGCAAGAAAAUGAAAAAAAAGAAACUAUUCAGAAAAGUAUUCCAAAAAGACUGAAAGACAGCUGCAGUUGCACACCUGUAACAGCUCGCCAUAAACUUAAGAGAUUUUUCCCAGUCCUUAACUGGCUGCCCAAGUACCGAUGGAAAGAAUGGUUUGUACAUGACCUUGUCUCAGGACUUUGCACAGGACUCGUUGCCACUUUGCAAGGUCUGGCUUUUGCAUUACUUACUGAGGUUCCUGUCGGAUAUGGCCUUUAUUCUUCAUUCUUUCCCAUCCUUACUUACUUUUUCUUGGGAACAUCCCGGCACAUCGCAGUUGGACCAUUUCCAGUUAUCUGUUUGAUGGUGGGACAAGUCGUGCUGUCCAUGGCUCCAGAUGAAAAAUUUAUAAUUACUAACUCCACAGACUUAAAUGGAACAAUGAUAGAUUAUGAAGCUCGAGAUGCUGCAAGAGUUGUCAUUUCAAGUACACUGAGCUUCUUGAUUGGAAUCAUCCAGCUUAUAUUGGGUGCUCUCCAGUUUGGCUUCGUUGUUCGGUAUUUGGGGGAUCCAUUAGUUCGUGGAUUUACCACAGCUGCUGCAGUUCAAGUUCUUAUCUCACAGAUUAAAUUGAUACUAAAUGUACCCUCAAAAAACUACAGUGGAGUCCUCUCAAUGGUCUAUACAACAAUGGACAUUUUUGCAAACAUUGGUAAAACCAACAUCGCUGAUCUAACUGCUGGUCUCAUAACUUUAGUGUUAUGUUUGGUGGUGAAAGACUUAAAUGAGAGAUAUAAACGUAUUCUACGCAUUCCAGUUCCUAUUGAAGUAAUUGUGGCAAUAGUUGCAACAGGGAUUUCAUAUGGAGUCAAUUUGGAGGAUAACUAUAAUGCUGCUAUUGUGAAAAAUGUUCCAAGUGGAUUUAUUCCACCUGUGGCACCAGAUGUAAGCUUGUUCUAUGAGAUGCUUGUACCAGCCUUUUCCAUUGGAAUAUUGGCUUAUGCCCUAGCUGUUUCUUUGGGGAAAGUGUAUGCCAUAAAGUACAACUAUGAAAUUGAUGGAAACCAGGAAUUUAUUGCAUUUGGCAUCAGCAAUAUAUUCAGUGGAUGGUUCUCUUGCUUUUGUGCUACAACGGCCCUGUCCCGCUCUGCUGUGCAAGAAAGUACUGGUGGUAAAACACAGAUUGCUGGUUUGAUUACUGCAGCCGUUGUCAUGGUAUCCUUGCUCUCAGUUGGUACAUAUCUGGAGCCUCUGCAAAAGUCUGUUUUGGCUGCCAUAGUUAUAUCCAACCUGAAGGGGAUGUUCUGCCAGGUGGUGGAUGUUCCUCGCUUGUGGAGACAAAGCAAAUGGGACACAGCUAUCUGGCUCUUCACAUGUUUUUCAUCUCUGCUCUUGGACAUUGAUUUAGGAUUAUUGGUUGGUAUCAUCUUUGGACUGUUUACCAUAUUCCUUCGUGUCCAGUAUCCAUCAUACAGUUCUCUUGGAAAUAUCUCUGGUACAGAUAUCUACAAAGAUAUUGAAAAAUACAAAAAUGUUGAAGAGCCAGAAGGGAUAAAAAUUGUCCGCUUUUCCAGUGCUAUUUUCUAUGGAAAUAUUGAUGUCCUGAAAGAUGGAGUUAAAUCUAUUGUUGGGUUUGAUGCUGUUAGAGUUUUUACCAAAAGAACAAAGGCUCAACAUAAGAUUAAUAAGCUUCUCAAGAAAGAGAAAGUUUCAGCAAAUGAGAAUGGGAUUGACAAAGAGUCAUCUACUGAUGAAUAUUCAGAGACUGAUGAUGACUUGGAAGAAGCAGAAAACAAAGAGACCAACAACAUAAAGCUGCAAAUAGAUUGGAAUACAGAACACCCUGUCAGUGUGUCCGUCCCGGUGGUCACCAUACACAGCCUCAUUUUUGAUUUUGGACAAGUAAUCUUCCUUGAUGUGGUAGCAGUGGAUACUUUAAAGGGGAUUUAUAAUGAAUUCCAAAGGAUUGAUGUAGAUGUGUAUAUUGCAGGAUGUGAGGACAAAGUGUUUGGACAACUGGAAUCAUGUGGUUUCUUCCAAGACACUAUAAAACCAGACAUUUGUUUCAUGACAAUUCAUGAUGCUGUUCUACACAUACAGAAGCAAAAGAAGCGUCCCUGUAGCAAUGGUCUAUUUGAUCUGAAAUCAUGCAUGCAGGACUCUGGCCAGUUGGUGGAAAUGAAAGAACUGACAGAGUACAAGACGGCACAGAUCAAGUUAAAUCGGCAGGAAGAGAAACCUGAAGACUCCAGUGGUGGCAAUCUCUCCAAUUUAUAUCCCAACAACAGAAGCUAAAAAGAAUAUUUUGCAACCCAAGAAGAUUUUGUGAUCUAAGAAUAAGGACCAGUAUGCAGCAAUAUAUCGAUGAAAAUCCAGAGUGUGGGUUAUGGAAAUCAAUGCUACUGUUAUAGAUGCUGGAAUACAUCAAUUUAAAAGUCAUGUGCAAAAAGCUCUUACGAAACCACAGGGAAAAUAAAUUUAGUUGGUCAUACA